AACAAGUCUCUUAUGAUUUCACAGCAGAAGCGUUGAAUUGAAUCCCUGCGUUUUCUUCCCCGGAUCGACUCCACUCUGGGGAUCUCACUUCGUGUCUCCUCUCUGGAUCCCAUCUCUCCAUCCACCCAAUUUCUCAAACCGUUGUUGUUUAAAACAAAGGCGUACACACGCUACUUAUCUUGUAUAGUAAUAUAUCUACUGUAGGAGAUUGUUGAAGGGUCAGAUCCAUCUUUCACAUGAGAUUUUCUUAGGCGGUGGAAGAGGUGAAACUUUUGAAAUUUUAGUCAACUUUGCAGCUCAACAGAAUCUUCUAAGAAGCUACCUCACUAGACAGUGGUAAAGAUAAUGCUUCUGUAGAAAGGUAGGUAUUGUUAGCAAUAACACGAGGAGAUGGCUUUUUAUUCUGAGGAGAACAAGAGUGAAGACUACCUCUUCAAGAUUGUUCUCAUAGGUGAUUCUGCAGUCGGGAAAUCAAAUUUGCUCGCAAGGUUUGCUAGAGAUGAGUUCUAUCCCAACUCAAAGUCGACCAUUGGAGUGGAGUUUCAGACGCAGAAGAUGGAUAUCAACGGGAAGGAGAUCAAAGCGCAGAUAUGGGACACGGCGGGACAAGAACGUUUCAGAGCAGUCACUUCUGCGUAUUACAGAGGUGCUGUUGGAGCUCUUCUUGUUUACGACAUCAGCAGAGUGCAGACUUUUCAAAGCAUUGGUAGAUGGCUCAACGAGCUACACACGCACUCUGAUAUGAACGUUGUGACGAUCCUGGUGGGGAACAAGUCGGAUCUGAAGGACAUAAGAGAAGUACCAACAUCGGAAGGGAAGGCGUUGGCAGAAGCGCAGGGGCUCUUCUUUAUGGAGACGUCAGCGUUGGACUCGUCUAACGUGGCAGCUGCAUUCGAGACAGUUGUGAAGGAGAUAUACAACAUACUGAGCAGGAAAGUGAUAAGCUCACAGGAGCUAAACAAGCAAGAUCCUGCCUCGCUUAGCAAUGGCAAGAAAGUUGUGAUUCCAUCCGAGGGUGAGUCCAAGAAAGGUGGGUGUUGCUCUAGGUGAUAGACGCUGAUAUUUGUAGAAAGCUUAAAAAAGGGAAUCUGUUUGAAUUGUUUCUCUGUCCAUGCUGCCUGCCUGCCAUGAAUGUUGAAAAUUUGAGCUGUGUCUUGUGGUGUGGAAGUGUUUAGGUGUAGCAAGAAAUCUGUAAAUUUUCAACUGCAGAAGCUUUAUGAAAACUCAACACUCACUCCUAUCUAUAAAGUUUUCCACUUUCUUGUUG
This is a messenger RNA of Raphanus sativus (radish), 1267 nucleotides long. Its product is annotated as ras-related protein RABA5a. The record is from RefSeq and is a predicted model, not a curated record. The coding region runs from base 391 to 1050 and encodes 219 amino acids. The transcript is spliced from 5 exons. Gene Ontology annotation, molecular function: GTP binding; GTPase activity. Gene Ontology annotation, cellular component: endosome. NCBI's taxonomy places the organism in Eukaryota, Viridiplantae, Streptophyta, Magnoliopsida, Brassicales, Brassicaceae.